CAUUUACGUACAACUUCCAUGGGUCCAUCGUCCAAGGCUUUAUGGCGCAUGUUGAUGACGAAACUAGGAACCCAAUUCGAGCUGAGCUUCGUGUGUAUUUCUGCGUUAGUGUUUCAGGACUAAGCUACUUUGACAAUGACUGAGAAUGACGUGGAAAAUGAGCUCUUGGAUUAUGAGGAAGAUGAAGUGGACGGAGGAGGCGGGGUCGGAGAUGGGGGCAUCGGGGGAACUGGUGGGGACGCUCUCUCACUCCGCAAAGAAGGGCUUAAAGGCUCCUAUGUUUCCAUCCACUCCUCGGGAUUCCGGGACUUCCUGUUAAAGCCAGAGCUCUUGAGAGCCAUCGUGGACUGUGGGUUUGAGCAUCCCUCUGAAGUUCAGCAUGAGUGCAUCCCUCAAGCCAUACUUGGAAUGGAUGUUCUGUGCCAGGCAAAAUCUGGCAUGGGAAAGACUGCAGUGUUUGUUCUGGCCACCCUCCAGCAGCUGGAGCCUGUCACUGGUCAGGUGUCCGUGUUGGUGAUGUGUCACACCCGGGAGCUAGCUUUUCAGAUCAGCAAGGAGUACGAGCGCUUCUCCAAAUACAUGCCUGCAGUUAAGGUGGGGGUCUUUUUCGGGGGCCUGUCCAUCAAGAAAGAUGAGGAAGUGCUGAAGAGAGAGAGUCCCCACGUGGUCGUGGGCACCCCAGGCCGAAUUCUGGCUCUGUCCCGCAAUAAAAGCCUUAACCUGCGUCACAUCAAGCACUUCAUCCUGGACGAAUGCGACAAGAUGCUGGAGCAGCUGGACAUGCGCCGAGACGUCCAGGAGAUUUUCCGCAUGACUCCCCACGAGAAACAAGUCAUGAUGUUCAGCGCCACCCUGAGCAAAGAGAUCCGACCCGUCUGCAGAAAGUUCAUGCAAGAUCCAAUGGAAAUCUUUGUGGACGAUGAGACCAAGCUAACCCUGCAUGGGCUGCAGCAGUACUAUGUCAAGCUGAAGGACAACGAGAAGAACAGGAAGCUCUUUGACCUGCUGGAUGUGUUGGAGUUCAACCAGGUGGUGAUCUUCGUGAAGUCGGUGCAGCGCUGCGUGGCUCUGGCCCAGCUGCUGGUGGAGCAGAACUUCCCGGCCAUCGGCAUCCACCGCGGCAUGCCCCAGGAGGAGAGGCUGGCCCGAUACCAGCAGUUCAAGGACUUCCAGCGGCGAAUUCUGGUGGCCACCAAUCUGUUCGGCCGUGGGAUGGACAUCGAGAGAGUCAACAUCGCCUUCAACUACGACAUGCCAGAGGACUCGGACACCUACUUACACAGGGUGGCCAGGGCGGGCCGGUUUGGGACCAAGGGCUUGGCCAUCACGUUCGUGUCCGAUGAGAACGACGCGCGCACGCUGAACGACGUGCAGGACCGCUUCGAGGUCAACAUCAGCGAGCUCCCCGAGGAGAUCGACAUCUCCUCCUACAUUGAGCAAACCCGAUAAAAAGGAGGAAGAAAGAAGAUCAACACGCUGUCUUCUGGGGGAGGUGGGGGUGGACACUUUAAAUAAGAGCCGGUGAUUCCAGCAGCCCUGACUGCAUUUGUGAUCGUAAGAUUUAAUUGAAAGAAGUGAAUCCCAUGCAGAAGAGUUUGUCUUUGAUUUCUUAAACUCUUAUUUUCUUUUGAACAAAUCAGGUCUGAUCUGACUUUGCCACCCAUAGCUGGUGGACGUUACAUGCAGGUAGCAUGAAGACUAGACGUAUAAUUUUUGCUUUGAUUGUCACUUUUGUUUUGUGAUUUUUUUUUUUUGUGUAAUUGGUUUUAAUUUUACUCUCCUUUCUUAAUAUUAACUGAACAGGCAGCUUUUUUUCCCUUAACAUGCUUCCUGAUGUUUUUGGUUAGCGAACAAGCCAGUUAGUAAUGUUGUGGUGUAGCUUGUUAGUCGCUCGUGGUCGUUCUGUAACAUUGAAACAGAGAAUUGGCGAAGCGAAAGGUGGGGGGUGUUGAUAAAACAGGGGGCAGGCAGUUGUUUUAGCUCGAUGUUCUGCAUUUAUUGGAAAAAGUAAAAGUUUUAUCUACACUCCA
Messenger RNA from Paramormyrops kingsleyae, 2030 nucleotides. RefSeq names its product DEAD (Asp-Glu-Ala-Asp) box polypeptide 39B (gene ddx39b). The record is from RefSeq and is a predicted model, not a curated record. NCBI's taxonomy places the organism in Eukaryota, Metazoa, Chordata, Actinopteri, Osteoglossiformes, Mormyridae. Gene Ontology annotation, molecular function: ATP binding; RNA helicase activity; nucleic acid binding.